Messenger RNA from Paramormyrops kingsleyae, 3239 nucleotides. RefSeq names its product protein sprouty homolog 4-like. Gene Ontology annotation, biological process: negative regulation of Ras protein signal transduction; negative regulation of fibroblast growth factor receptor signaling pathway; multicellular organism development. Gene Ontology annotation, cellular component: membrane; cytosol. The record is from RefSeq and is a predicted model, not a curated record. Lineage: Eukaryota; Metazoa; Chordata; Actinopteri; Osteoglossiformes; Mormyridae.
UAAAAGCCAUUUCCCCCAGCAGUUGCAACAUCGCAGCUUCAGCUCGUGUCCGUACUGCAGUACGGUUCAAGCCAGCGGAGACUUUGGAGUUUUUAACCUGGAGCGAUAGCUUUGGAGUACCUAUGCAUCUGAACAGGUCGGAAAAAGAAAUGCGCAUUUUCCUGCUUCAGGAUUAGCAGAUGCUCACAUGGAGUCGAGGGUCCCUCACCACAUUCCCGGAGUCUCCACUUCCGUCAUGGUGCAGCCCCUGCUGAACGGCUACGGACGGCUGCAGCACCCGCUCUCCAUCUUCCCCAUCGACCAGAUCAAAUCCUCUCGCGUUGAGAACGACUAUAUUGACUGUCCGGCGGUGGUGUCACGGCAGCCUCCCAGCCAGAAGGGGGCGCGGGCGCCGCCUGACUGCCUGCCGCGCUGUGAGCCCCGUGACGUCACGCACCCCUGGAUCUCCUUCGGGGGGCGGCCAGGCUCCAUCAGCAGCUGCAGCAGUGGCAGCACCUCCUCUGAUCAGAGGCUCCUGGACCACGCGGCGCCUCCGCCCACAGCUGGGCCUGCCUCCGGCUCCCCCCGCCUCGCCAACCCACAGGCCCCCAAGGCCACAGGGGUCGUGGAUGGACACACGCCGCCCUGUCGCCACUGUGGCAGGUGUCGCUGCACGGAGUGUACCCUGCCCAGGACGCUGCCCUCCUGCUGGGUGUGCAACCAGGAGUGCGUGUGCUCAGCCCAGACCGUGGUGGACGGCACCACCUGCAUGUGCCUCGUCAAAGGCGUCCUCUACCACUGCACUGAUGACGAGGAUGACGAGGGAUCCUGCGCCGAGAGACCCUGCGCCUGCUCCGGCUCCCACUGCUGUGUCCGCUGGACCUUCAUGGCGUCCCUGUCUUUGGUGCUGCCCUGCCUGCUCUGCUAUGCACCAGCCACUGGCUGUGCCAAGCUCUCGCAGAAGUGCUACGACCGUGCCAGCCGGCCCGGGUGCCGCUGCAAGCAUCCGCCCGUCUGUAAGGGCACCGAGGAGGACGGCGUGGGGGGUGGUGUGGACAAGCGGCUCUCCUGAUAGGCCGGGCCCAGCCAGCCCCAGCUGCGGAGGCUCUGAGGAGAUCAAGCCCGCAGCUGAGAUUAUGGUACUUAAGAGGGUUUGUUGACCUUCUCCUCGUAUGACUGAACUCUAGACGCCCUCCAACAGUGCAUGGCGGUCAACGGUCAACAUGUGACCAAGACGGCAGUAACCUAGCGACGACGGCUAAGUCCCUGCAGUCUGUCACCCUGCUCUCUCCACAACGCUGCACUCUCUCUGCCUGCAGAUGCGGUUGUUUUCAUAGUUCAGCUAAAUGUGUUAAAGGACCUUGCACAGAGCAGCCAUGCUGGCCUGCUGGCUGGGGAUUGGCCUCACUUCCAUCGAGCAGACAACACAAACGGUACCAAUUAACAUUUGUCCACUCUAUACACCCCCAGUCCAAAUGUUGUUCUGAUAAUCCAGCUUCCCCUUUCAGAAGGGAGUUGAAUUUCACAUGAACAAUGUAGGAGUGUUUAUUGGCCUUUAUUCGAACAUAGAAAAUGUUCUAUGAGACACGGAUAUCUGAUUCCAAUUUAAAAACACAGUUCAGCAUGUCUGCGACAUUCAGUCGUAAUGCACCUAGAAUGUGUGGUAAAGCAGGAACGCGGGUGGCUGUAGGGAAAGAGCUCAGGGAGAUCUCACUCACUUCCAGCACACGGGGCGGGCUGCUCCGCUACUCUUCCUGAGCAGAUAACACGCGUUCACUUCCCCGUCGAUUCCAAGGGGGGACAUGAGAAUUGCAACAUGUCAGCGGAAAAUGCUGUUUUCAUGGAUUUCAAGCAUCCGAUUCAAGGAGAGGGGAAAAAAAAAAAACGUAGCAAGACUUGCACAAGCCUUUUCGGUUGUUUUCUUUCUUUAUGAUCAAGCAAACCCUACAUGUAAACACGGGGACAGUAUUACACAGGACCUCAGUUAGCAUCAGUCACUGAUCUCCCAAUCCAUGCAUCACAUGCCGUUUCUAUUUUGAGUAUAGUCUGCGAUGUGCUGCUGUUGCCCUUAAUGUUGUAAAGGAUAUAGUCUUAUUGUAAAUACUUAAAGUUUUCCCAUAAGAUCUAUUUUAGUGAUUAUUAUGGUAUUCCAGGGCUUUAGCCAAAGGAGUAUAGAGCGCUAUUUAAAAUUUUAUUUCUCUCUUGUUUUGUGCACUCAAACUGAGCGGAAAAGCUCAGGAUGCUGCAUCCCUACAUUCAUGCACGGAUGCUGUCCUCUCUGCCCCACCUUCCAGAAGGUUCCUCAGUCGUCUGUCACACUUCCUGGCAUUAGCUGCAGAUAUGCAAACCCCUGGGGGACAAAGGAGAAGUGGGUGAUGAAAGCUCAGCCCACAAACAGCUGUCACUCAUCAGGGUCCCCCUAAGGAAGAUGGCAGAUGGACAGUGGUGGCAGUCGUGGGGACCUGUCUCCUUGUACAUGUUGUGCUGCCGUCCUGUAGGACAAAACUACGUGGUACUUAAGUACGGUUGAGAACAGGGAGCUUGAUGGAGGACACAGCAGCAACCACCGAUUUCUUUGAAUACUUUUCUUGUUCAUUAAAAAUACCUCUCGCUCAUGCAAUUGGUGCCUCAUUGCAAAGAUGGGGCUACGCUCAUUUUUUCUGAGCCCACAGACUCGUCAAAUCGCUUUAGUUCCAUUUGGUUCCAUCAAACUUGACUUUUAUCCACCCUAUUCCAAGACCAGUUGACAAUUAAUUUUAAAAAAUGAUGAACAUUCCAGAUUCCCUGACUUUCAAUGAGGAAAAGGAGCCUUCAUCCAUUUUGGUAAUGAAGAGCUGCUUCUUUACCCACCUGGCCUGGUAAACACACGUGUAACCACAAGUCCCACUGUAACUGUAGUCUUAUUAACUGGCCAAUGAACAGUUUGCUCCCACGGAGACAUCGCCUGAAUCUGACGGUCCUUCCAUACUUGUCUGAGAUCAUAUCCUGUGGAUAGCGAUAGUUAUAUUACCCCUAACCCUCCUUUCACACCGAUGGCUUCAUGUACUCUCUGUGCCAUUUAAAUGUUGAGGAAAAUAAUCUAUAUUAGUUUUUGUCAUGUUUAAGAAACUCACAAUUUCCCUUUAUAGAAAUAUUUAUUUUGAAGUUCUAUUUUAUAUAGUAUUUAUUUUUGCUUUUUUUUUGUUUGUGAUGAAGAGUUUUAAAAGCCUUGUCAAAACAGAAUGUACAUUGAAAUUAAAUAUAUAUAUUGUUAAACAUAA